This is a messenger RNA of Schistocerca americana (American grasshopper), 2434 nucleotides long. Its product is annotated as nose resistant to fluoxetine protein 6-like. Lineage: Eukaryota; Metazoa; Arthropoda; Insecta; Orthoptera; Acrididae. The transcript has 13 exons. Bases 35 to 2341 code for a protein of 768 amino acids. The record is from RefSeq and is a predicted model, not a curated record. Gene Ontology annotation, molecular function: acyltransferase activity, transferring groups other than amino-acyl groups.
GGCGCGGCCCGCACUGCACAGUGCGGCGCUCGGGAUGGCGGCGACAGCACCCUCCUCCACAUGGCCGCGGCUCUGCCUGCUGCUGCUGCUGCAGGCGGCCGCCUCAACACAGCAGGCGGACAGCGCGGGCUUCCGAGAGGCGGCCGGCCUGCAGCGCUCUCUGCCUAUCGAGGACCUCUCGGCCGAUGUCCGUGGACCUGAAGAAAGUACCGACUGGGAGGGCGGCGCUGGUGGGACGCUGGAAACGACAACAGAGGACGCGGAGGACGCGGAGUCGCUGCACGUCAUGAAGGUGCCCGCCGCCGCUGCGGCCCACGGCGGAUCCGUGCACCGGCACGAGGAUAUCCCACCAGAGCUGGCUGCGUCUGCCGGGCUGCCGGACGUGGUGCGGCUGGUGGCGCUGGCGGCGGCGCGCCUCGAGGCGGGCACAGCCUGCGGCGACCACAGCACCGCCUUCCUGCAGGCGCUGCGCAACUUCACGCUGUGGGCCGUCCAGAUGUACGACGCGUCGGUGAAGGCGCCCUCCGGCGUGCUGUACGGCUCGGUGUACCAGCUGGGCCACUUCGACCAGUGCGUGACGGCGGGCGCGGGCCAGCUGCGCGGCCAGUACUGCCUGCCGCAGGUGCAGGCGCUGCCCGCCGAGCCGCAGCCCCUGCCGACCGACCCCUACAGCGACACCUUCCAGCAGGACCAGUCCGCCUGGCUCAAGCUGCAGUUCGCGGGCGACCAGAUGAAGAUCCGCCGGGACAAGGGCUGGUGGGCGGUGUGCGUGCCCGCCUCGUGCUCGCCGCGGCAGGUGCAGCGCGCCCUGGAUGCAGCAUUCAGGGUCGCAGGCCCGCGCAUGCGCAUGCAACUGCGCGCGGAGCUGCGAGACGACCACUGCUCCACGGGGGAGCCCCUGCAGCCGGGCCGCUCCACCGUCAUCUUCGUGUGUCUCAUAGCAGCGCUGUUGGUGUUAGCGGCCAUUGGAAGCUAUUAUGAUGCACGUUUGAACAAUAAAGAUGUCUUCAAACCAGAGAAAAGGAAAGGUUUGGGCAGGCAGAUUAUGGAGUGCUUCUCAGUGCAGCGAAACUACCGACGGCUGACCAUCACAAAUGAAUCGAAUAUGGAUCUUGAUGUAUUCGGGUUCAUGCGCACAUUUUCCUUGCUGUGCAUCAUUGCCGGCCAUCGGCUCCUGCACUACUAUGGCUCCCCGAUUUAUAACGGAGAAGACGAAGACAAGCUGUUUCGACAACCGGCUGGCAUGUUGGUUGCUAAUGGUGUCCUGCUUGUGGACGUCUUUUUCACAAUUGGAGCCAUGACGAUGACAAGCCUGCUCUUCCAGGGGCUUCAUAAAGGAGCGAAAUUCCAUCAGCUCUUUCUGGAAAUAAUAAAUCGAUAUGUGAGGUUAACGCCGCUAUACGUGAUAGUGAUCCUGUUCCACUGUGGCGUGUUGCCUUACAUGGGCUCCGGGCCAUUCUGGAAGUCCACCGUGCUUCAGGAGCAAACACGAUGUGAGACCAACUGGUGGACCAACGUCCUUUAUGUCAACAACUACAUAGAUCCUGGUAACAUGUGCGUGUUCCAGUCGUGGUACAUGUCGGCGGAUUUCCACUUCUUCAUCGUGAGCCUCUUCUUGGGGUACAUGACGUGGCGGUGGCCCGUGGCGGGCUGGGCAGCCAUGGGGUGUGUCGCCAUAAUCUCCAUGGUGCUGCCCUUCAUGACCAUUUACCUCCAAAAUCUGGACGCAUUAGUGAUGCCGUUCCCGCACGUGCUGAAGAACUUCCGCGAGAACAAAGUGUUCCAGAAGCUGUACGUACCGUCGCACAACAGAGCCACUCCCUACCUGCUGGGAGUGAUGGCCGGCAUACUGGUGUACCGUGGACGAAAUCUGAAGAGGAAAAUGAACGAGGUUUCAAGUUUUGUGGUGUUUGUCACAUAUUGGUGCGUGGGCGUCGCAUUACUCUUCUCUGCAUACGUUUUCUUCAUUCCUGGAAGGCCGUACAAUGCACUUGAAGCAGCAAUCUACGGUGCACUUAAUCGUCCUGCUAUGGCACUGCUGAUUUGCAUUUAUGGAUCAUUUCCGGUCAUUUCAAACUCAAAGAUUAUACUUAACUUUCUGUCGGCGAAAAUAUUUGUUAUCCUCGGUCGGCUCUCAUUCGCCGCAUACCUGAUCCACACCAUACCGCAGAUCUACGACCAGGGCAGUCUGCGCCAGCCACGACAUAUUGACGCAUAUUCUGGGGUGUGGCUAGUGAUAGCGGACUACUGCAUCACGUAUCCGGCGGCCGCGGUGCUGUACGUGCUGGUGGAAGCGCCCUUCCGUGGCGUUAUGAAGGUGUUGCUCCAACGGACAAAGUGAGCGGAAAGGCAGACGUACAAGGAGUGUGGCAAAGUACAACAAUCUGUAGCAAGUGUGCCUACAAAUGCAAAAUACAUCUCAAAUCGUAUGCAA